CUGCACUACAGCACCCUCAUGGGCAGCAGAGCCUGUGUCAAAAUGGCAGCAGCUGCCUGGGGUACUGGUUUUCUCCAUGCUCUUCUGCACACUGCUAACACAUUUUCCAUACCACUCUGCCAAGGCAACACCGUGGACCAGUUCUUCUGUGAAAUUCCCCAGAUCCUCAAGCUCUCCUGCUCAGACUCCUACCUCAGGGAACUUGGGGUUCUUGUGGUUAGUCUUUGUUUAGUCUUUGGGUGUUUCAUUUUCAUUGUGGUGUCCUACGUGCAGAUCUUCACUGCUGUGCUGAGGAUCCCCUCUGAGCAGGGCCGGCACAAAGCCUUUUCCAUGUGCCUCCCGCACCUGGCCGUGGUCUCUCUGUUUGUCAGCACUGCAAUGUUUGCCUACCUGAAGCCCCCCUCCCUCUCCUCUCCAGCUCUGGAUCUGGUGGUGGCUGUUCUGUACUCGGUGGUGCCUCCAGGUGACAGAGUGGAGAUGUUGCAUGACCUGGAGAGAAUCCUGCCAGGAGAUGAAAGCCGUUUGCAGAAGACUGUUGUGUACGGAGUGAUCACAGCGUACUCAAGGGCCAUGCGAGUGGCCCAGGCUGUUACUGUGCACCUCCAAGAAAAUCUGGCUCCAUCUUCUCUGUGUGCUCCAUCAGGUUGCUCCAGUCAUGGUCAGGUAGGCUGCCAGUGCAGUCCUGGAGCCCCCGAGGAUGGAGGCAGGGUGCCAGGGUGUGUCCCUGUAGCUGUCAACACCUUUGCCAACAUGGUGACCCUCUGUGAAACCAGCUGCAAGCGAAUGAGGUCACUUGUGCCUCAGUCCCUAACAGGCCAGGAGCAGCUCUACGCCUUCAUGGCUGCCUGCCAGCAGAUGGCACGUGGCUUUGAUGAAGACCGUGAAGUCCCUACUUCCUCCGAACGGGAUAGCCAAGCACCAAGCAACUUCCUGUGA
This is a messenger RNA of Dromaius novaehollandiae (emu), 936 nucleotides long. RefSeq names its product olfactory receptor 5B12-like. The record is from RefSeq and is a predicted model, not a curated record. Gene Ontology annotation, molecular function: olfactory receptor activity; odorant binding. The annotation marks the transcript as partial. The transcript has 6 exons. Gene Ontology annotation, biological process: G protein-coupled receptor signaling pathway. Gene Ontology annotation, cellular component: membrane. NCBI's taxonomy places the organism in Eukaryota, Metazoa, Chordata, Aves, Casuariiformes, Dromaiidae.